Molecule: messenger RNA, 2717 nt
Organism: Arvicola amphibius (Eurasian water vole)
Lineage: Eukaryota; Metazoa; Chordata; Mammalia; Rodentia; Cricetidae
Gene: Nck1
Product: NCK adaptor protein 1
Exons: 3
Coding region: 1249-2175 (308 amino acids)
Biological process (GO): negative regulation of PERK-mediated unfolded protein response; positive regulation of translation in response to endoplasmic reticulum stress; positive regulation of endoplasmic reticulum stress-induced intrinsic apoptotic signaling pathway
Molecular function (GO): ephrin receptor binding
Source: RefSeq, a predicted model, not a curated record
GAGGUUCUUACGCUGUGAGGCAAGUGUAUUACCAACUGAAGCUUCUUCCCUUCAACUCUAUUCAUUAAUUUAUGAACCACAUUUUUAAUGGAGAAUCUAAUGCGUACUAUAUAAAAAUCAGCUUGAUGGGAUGGCAAGAUUGCUCAGUAUUUGCCAUUAAACUUGACAACUAAGAGUCAACCCCUAGAACCUGCGUGGUGGAAGGAAAGAACUGUUUCCUGCAAGUUUGUUCUCUGACCACAGCAUAUUCAUGUGCACAUACAUGCACACACACCAAAAUAAAUAAACAGUUAUUAUAAUAAAAUCAUUUUUAUUUGUAUGAAUAUUAAGUCUCACAGAAUUAGGGAGGUAGAUGUUAAUCAUUGCUUAUUAAAAAUACAGUAGGCUUUAAAUUUAGAUAAUGGUCAAAGUGAUAAUUAUUAAUAAGCCAGAAAUGGUAUUAAAAGAUGACACAUACACGCACAUGUAUAUACAGCAUCUAUUAUUGAACAAUGAUUCAAUAUAUCAGCUUAUAAAUUGAGUGGCACGAGUUGUUCUCCAUACUGGGUAUUAGGAAUUUAACAGUUAAUCUUAAUAGCACCUGUAGUCCAAAGGCUAAGAUUUUAGUUUUGUAGAUAAAAUAUUCCUUUCCUGAAUCUCUUUAACAUUCAUGUUUAUUUUGUUAGCACCCUGUCAGAGUAGAGACAGGUUAUUCAUUCACCUAAUUUCUGAACGUACCUGAAAAAAUAGAGAAAACAGCAUUACGUGUUCAUUGUUUGGUAGCCAGAAUACUUUGAAAACAAAAUUUAGAGUGUUUAUCAUCUUAAAUAGAUCUAUUAUAAGCCAUGAUUUAUCUCAUUUACAUGAACAGAUGAAGUACAAAAUAUAAAUCUUAAUGGGAAGAAUAGCAUAUAUUUGUAUUUAUAAUAACUUAAUUCUACUCCCAAAUAAAUUGUGGACUAUCCCUGUAGCCUAGUAUAUAACUGAAGUGUUUUUAAUUCCUGUUUUGGGUAAAAGAGACAGUUGGGCAAGACUUACAUGAUCCUGGAAAGUACCUUCAAACUCUAGAAGUCUUACAGUCUUGGCAAAAGAAUGAAUGGUCUUAGUGUGUCAUGGGAGUCAGGGGAAGUCCUCAGGGAGCCAUUGGUUUUGAAGAGCGAGAGCAUGAGAGCAGGAUGAGACGGCUCAGGCGUCAGGAGUCAGAAGCGGCAGCAGUGCUUUGUUCCCUCUGUUCGGCGUUUGCUUAGUGACUGAGAUGAAGGAAAGCUGAUGUUGAAAGCAAAAAGAGGCAUUGGAAAAGUGAAAAGAAAACCUAGCGUUCCAGAUACUGCGUCUCCUGCUGACGAUAGCUUUGUUGACCCAGGGGAACGUCUCUAUGACCUCAACAUGCCUGCUUUUGUGAAAUUUAACUACAUGGCUGAGAGAGAGGAUGAACUGUCAUUGAUAAAAGGGACAAAGGUGAUCGUCAUGGAGAAAUGCAGUGAUGGGUGGUGGCGUGGCAGCUACAAUGGACAGAUUGGAUGGUUUCCUUCAAACUAUGUAACUGAAGAAGGUGACAGUCCUUUGGGUGACCAUGUAGGUUCUCUGUCAGAGAAAUUAGCAGCAGUUGUCAACAAUCUGAAUACAGGUCAAGUACUGCAUGUGGUACAGGCUCUUUACCCAUUCAGCUCAUCCAAUGAUGAAGAACUCAAUUUUGAGAAAGGUGAUGUAAUGGAUGUUAUUGAAAAGCCGGAAAAUGACCCAGAGUGGUGGAAAUGCAGGAAAAUCAAUGGCAUGGUUGGCCUGGUGCCAAAAAACUAUGUUACUAUUAUGCAGAAUAACCCAUUAACUUCAGGUUUGGAACCAUCACCUCCACAGUGUGAUUAUAUUAGGCCUUCACUCACUGGAAAGUUUGCUGGCAAUCCUUGGUAUUAUGGCAAAGUCACCAGGCACCAGGCAGAAAUGGCAUUAAAUGAAAGGGGGCAUGAAGGAGACUUCCUCAUUCGUGACAGUGAAUCUUCGCCAAAUGAUUUCUCAGUAUCACUAAAAGCACAAGGGAAAAACAAGCAUUUUAAAGUCCAACUAAAAGAGACAGUUUACUGCAUUGGGCAGCGGAAAUUCAGCACCAUGGAGGAACUUGUAGAACAUUACAAAAAGGCACCGAUCUUUACAAGUGAACAAGGAGAAAAACUGUAUCUCGUCAAACAUUUGUCUUGAUACUCAUCAGCAGUGACUGCUACACAACUUUAACUCGUAACAUAAUUGAAGACUGAGCGUGUUGGGCCAAUUUUACUUGCUUGGAAAGUGCUGUUUCUAACUGUAUGAGAACUGACUGUAAUACAUGAGUAUUUUUGUUAUAACUCAACCCAUACAUAUAUCUACAUAUGCAGUGCAUCUAUAUAGAAGAGUUCUUUAUUCUUGGUCUUUUAUCUUAUUGUCUUCUUUCCUAUUUUUCUCUUUCCUUCUAACAAUUAAAGUUUUGUAUUAAAAAAAAGAAUAAUUUGGUUCAAAAAUCUUUAUAUGGAAGAAUUCUUUUACUGGUGUUACUUUAUUUCCUUGUAAAGGUAUCCUGUCCUCCCAUAGUUCUCUUUACAUAAAAUCAUAUCUAUAUGGCAUAUGCUGAAAUUCAUUUCUUGUAAAGUGUUAAUCUUUUCUGUGACUAAACAGCAAUAAUAAACAGAAAACUAGAAAUUAUUUUCAGAUAUUGUAUCUGUCAUAAGCCAUUGUAAAUAUAAAGUAUGUUGUUUGUUGUGCCUUCA